UCCAUCUAGCUACAGCUACACGCCUACACACAGCUUAAAUAGGAGCUCCGAGUACGUCCCUCGAUCUGCAGAUCAUUGCAAAUUGCCAUAAUUAACACACACAGCUAGCUGAUCGAUCAGUGUUGGUGCACUACGCUCACAAGCUCGAUCGUAACUAGCUAGCUCUGGUCAGCUCAGCUUCGUCUCCGAUCGUCGGCUGUUUAUAAUUUGCUCAUCACGGCAAUGACGACGGCGACGACGACUAAGCCGGCGGCGGAACGCAGCGGGCGGCGCUACGCGCUGCUGCUGGCGCUCUGGGACUCGGAGUACGCCAAGGAGGUGUACGGCGGGUACUACACCGUCUUCGUCUCCGCGUUCGGCGACGGCGCCAGCGGUGGCACCGACGAGAGGUGGGACUCCUUCCGCGUGAUCGCCGGCGAGUUCCCGGCGCCGGAGGACCUGGCGUCGUACGACGGCUUCGUGGUGAGCGGCAGCCCGCACGACGCGCACGGCGACGAGCCGUGGAUCCGGCGCCUCUGCGCGCUCGUCCAGACCGUCCACGCCAUGAGGAAGCGUGUGCUCGGCGUCUGCUUCGGGCACCAGGUCCUGUGCCGAGCGCUGGGCGGAAGGGUCGGCAGGGCACGGAACGGCUGGGACGUCGGGGUGAGGAAGGUGACGUUUGCGCCGGACCUCCUGGAGGGCCGCCUCGAGUUCCUCAUCGGGGAUCUCGUCGCCGAUGAGCUUCCGGCCCAGAGCGCCGGCCUCAUCGAGGUUCACCAGGACGAGGUGUGGGAGAUCCCGCCGGCGGCGACGGUGCUGGCCUACUCGGAGAAGACGCGCGUGGAGGUGUUCGCGGUCGGGGAGCACGCGCUGGGCAUCCAGGGACACCCGGAGUACACCGUCGACAUCCUCCACAACCUCAUCGACCGCCUCACCGGCCAGAAGGCCAUCCGGAGGAGCGUCGGCGAGGAGGCACGGCGGACGGUCGCGGAGACCGGCGGGCCGGACCGCGCGUUCUGGACGGCGCUCUGCAAGGGUUUUCUCCGGGGCGGAGGAGAUCGUACGCAGCCUGCUCUGCCGGCGAUGCGGGAGACGACGGCGGCGCCGGAGGUGACCAGCUGCGCCGUCGCUGGCUGCGGCUUCACCAGCGCAGGCGCAGCUGCAAUGAUCCAGUUGGCUCGCAGCAACUAGUUUGGCUAGGGCUGGGCGCACGUAGGCAGAAAUUCGUUAGUAGCUAUUUGCUGCAGGAUUGCACACUGUAGUGCAGUUCGAUUUCCUGUUGACAAAAAAAUGUACUCUCAUUAUUGGUGAUGUAUACUUAUAUAUACUAACUAUACAAACUACCUAAUUGUUUGCUCA
Molecule: messenger RNA, 1338 nt
Organism: Sorghum bicolor (sorghum)
Lineage: Eukaryota; Viridiplantae; Streptophyta; Magnoliopsida; Poales; Poaceae
Product: gamma-glutamyl peptidase 3
Exons: 1
Coding region: 223-1170 (315 amino acids)
Cellular component (GO): cytosol
Source: RefSeq, a predicted model, not a curated record